Messenger RNA from Tauraco erythrolophus (red-crested turaco), 880 nucleotides. Lineage: Eukaryota; Metazoa; Chordata; Aves; Musophagiformes; Musophagidae. The record is from RefSeq and is a predicted model, not a curated record.
AUGACGACCUCGGCACUGCGCCGGCAGGUGAAAAACAUCGUGCACAACUACUCGGAGGCAGAGAUCAAGGUGCGAGAGGCCACCUCCAAUGAUCCCUGGGGACCCCCCAGCUCCCUGAUGUCAGAGAUCGCUGACCUCACCUUCAACACGGUGGCCUUCGCUGAGGUCAUGGGCAUGAUCUGGCGGCGGCUGAAUGACAGUGGCAAGAACUGGCGUCACGUCUACAAAGCCCUCACCCUCCUGGACUACCUCAUCAAAACGGGCUCCGAGAAGGUCACCCACCAGUGCCGGGAGAACCUCUACACCAUCCAGACGCUGAAGGACUUCCAGUAUGUGGACCGCGAUGGCAAGGACCAGGGCAUCAACAUCCGAGAGAAGGUGAAGCAGGUGAUGGCACUGCUGAAGGACGAGGAGCGGCUGAAGCAGGAGCGGGCACAUGCCCUGCAGACCAAGGAGCGCAUGGCCCUCGAGGGCAUGGGCAGCGCAUCAUCCUCAUCCCCACGGUUUGCCUCCGACCUGGAGCAAGCAAGGCCCCAGACGACAGGCGAGGAGGAGCUGCAGCUGCAGCUUGCGCUGGCCAUGAGUCGGGAGGAGGCAGAGAAGAAGCCACUUCCUCCAAUUUCCAGUACAGACGAAGAAAGGCAAUUGCAGCUUGCGCUCGCGCUGAGCAAAGAGGAGCACGAGAAGGAGGUGAGGGCUUGGCAAGGGGAGAGCUCCCUGGUGCAGAGAACCAUGGAGGAGACUGCCCAGGGCGGGGAGGAAGAGGAGGAAGAAGAUAAGAUGAAGAAAAGCCAGUCCUCUAUCCUGGAGCUGGCAGAUAUAUUUGGGCCGGCGCCAGCCCCCUCCAGCCACACAUCUGCUGACCCGUGGGAUAUGCAAG